Molecule: messenger RNA, 5404 nt
Organism: Centropristis striata (black sea bass)
Lineage: Eukaryota; Metazoa; Chordata; Actinopteri; Perciformes; Serranidae
Gene: kdm4b
Product: lysine (K)-specific demethylase 4B
Exons: 22
Coding region: 157-3735 (1192 amino acids)
Biological process (GO): chromatin remodeling
Cellular component (GO): nucleus
Molecular function (GO): histone H3K9 demethylase activity
Source: RefSeq, a predicted model, not a curated record
AGGUGGGCGUGACUCCGUGUAGCCUCGGCUAGCUAAUGCUAGAGGAAAAUCAAUCCAGGGAAUAUUUGCAAAACCGAAAACGAAAUCGAUUGAGCAAAGCAGGGAGAGGGCAAAACACUGCUGCAGGAGGUUUACCUGCAACCCUUAUAAGAACCAAUGGCUACCGACAUGCCAAUGGACACGGUGCCGGCUCCUCACACUGCUCUCGCCUCACCCUCCUCGCCCUUUGACCCUGCCCCAGUCUCCCCUCCUGAUCUCAGCUCCAGUGGAGCCACAGACCAGGUUCCCACCCAGGAGCCAGCAAUGGCUGAAAUCCCUGACACAGCGGUGACCUCGGAACAGGAUACUGCACCAGAUCUGACCCCGGCUCUGCCCACAGACCCGGACAUGGUCCAAGCCCCCGUUCCAGGUGCUGAGCCAGCCCCUACUCCUCUGCAGCCAGUCAGCGCAAAAAACCCCAGCUGCAAGAUCAUGACCUUCCGCCCCACCGUGGAAGAGUUCAAAGACUUUGCCAAAUACAUCGUCUACAUGGAGAGUCAAGGAGCUCACCGUGCUGGCCUGGCAAAGGUAAUUCCACCAGAGGGCUGGAAGCCGCGGAGGUGCUACGACACCAUCGAGGAAAUGGUGAUUCCAGCUCCCAUCAUGCAGGUGGUGACGGGACAGUCAGGUCUGUUCACCCAGUACAACAUCCAGAAGAAGUCUAUGACUGUGGGCGAAUACCGCAAGCUGGCCAACAGCAAGAAGUACUGCACUCCCCGGCACAAGGACUUUGAUGACCUAGAGAGGAAGUACUGGAAGAACCUGACGUUUGUGUCACCCAUUUAUGGUGCUGAUGUCAGUGGCUCCAUCUACGAUGAGGACGUUCCAGAGUGGAACAUUGGCCAUCUCAACACUCUGCUGGACAUGGUGGAGCAGGAGUGUGGCAUUGUCAUCGAGGGUGUAAACACUCCCUACCUCUACUUCGGCAUGUGGAAGACCACGUUUGCCUGGCACACUGAGGACAUGGACCUCUACAGCAUCAACUACCUGCAUUUUGGACAGUCUAAAUCCUGGUACGCCAUCCCACCAGAGCACGGCAAGAGGCUUGAGAGGCUGGCACAAGGCUUCUUCCCUGGCAGCUCCCAAGGCUGUGAUGCCUUCCUUCGCCACAAGAUGACACUGAUCUCUCCAUCCAUCCUGAAGAAAUAUGGCAUUCCCUUUGACAGGAUAACUCAGGAUGAAGGGGAGUUCAUGGUCACCUUUCCUUAUGGCUACCAUGCUGGCUUCAACCAUGGAUUCAACUGUGCUGAAUCCACAAACUUUGCCACCCUGCGCUGGGUUGACUACGGCAAAAUGGCUGCCCUGUGUUCCUGUCGUAAAGACAUGGUGAAGAUCUCCAUGGACGUUUUUGUGCGCUGCCUGCAGCCGGAUCGCUACGAGCUGUGGAAACAGGGUAAAGACGUCACGGUGUUGGAUCACCUUAAGGCCACUGUGCUCAACAGCCCUGAACUAGAGCGCUGGAGGGAGCAACGUGUAAACCACAGAGCAAAUGUCUUGCGAAGGGCCAUGCAGAAGAUGAAGCAGUUCCGUCGUCUGAAGCUGGAGGAGGUUAAGGUGCUGGCCGAGGAAGGCAUUGAGCUAAAUGCGGUCGAGUACCAGCGUCAAGUGGAGGAGCGCGAGGCCCAGCGGAGGCAGGAGAGAGAGGAGCGUCUAGCCAAAGAGGCCAUGAUGACCCUGGAGGCCAUGGAGCGUGAGGAGCAGGAGGCUGCAGAGGCGGCUGCUAAAGCAGCAGAGACUCCAGGUGUAGAGGAACCAGAUGCCAAACCACCAAACCUGACAGAGGACACGGAGAAAAAGAAGCAGAAAAAACAGAAGAAGAUGUCAAAUAUCCCCAGCGCCAUCACUGGCUUUGAGGAAGCAUUUAGGCAGUUUGCUACAUCCAGCGUCAAGACUUCAAAGACCACUAGUCAUCCAGAGGGAGAAGACCCUCUGACGCCAGGGAGUGAAAUCCCAGCAGACAGCAAGCUGGAUGUGAGCCCCACUCAGGCAUGCUUCUCCAAGGUGAAGAUGCCCACAGAGGUGAAAAAGAGCCGCCGUCACCCACUCAGCAAGCCUCCAAAGCGCUCCCCUCUGUCCAUCCUCAAACAAGACCCCAGCAGCGACAAAGAGCUGUCCCCCACGAUGCCGUUGGACAGUGACAUGAAGAAACAGGAGCACCUGUGGCAGAAUCACUCGCCCAACUUCCUGGCAGAGAAGGCCUUCAAUGCUGCAGUGGCAGCACUCCAACCACACUGCGCUAUCUGCUCACUCUUCUGUCCCUACUCAAAGCCACACAAAGAUGUUGUUUCCAAUGACAACCAGCAAGCCUCCCCUUCCUGUCUGACCCGUCCACUGGUCCCAGAGAUGUGCUUCAGCGUUGGUGCAGGCAACACGGAGCCUCCACCCACCAACUAUCACAUCGGAGAGGAUGGAACCAGUCCUCUGCUCUGCUGUUCAUCUUGCCACAUGCAGGCUCAUGCCAGUUGUUACGGUGUGAAGCCAGACUCUGUCAGUGAUUCUUGGAUGUGCUCCAGGUGUGCAGCAGGAGCCUGGACAGUGGAGUGUUGCCUCUGUAACUUGCGGGGAGGAGCUUUGAAGACUACCACAGACAACCGGUGGGUUCACGUCAUCUGUGCCAUCGCUGUAGCAGAAGCUCGCUUCGUCAAUGCCAUUGAGAGGGAGCCGGUGGACGUCAGUGCCGUUCCAGAGACACGCAAGAAUCUGAAGUGUGUGUUCUGCCACGGGAAGACAGCCAAUCAGAACCGCGGCGCCUGCAUCCAGUGCUCAUACGAGAACUGUGCCACCUCCUUCCAUGUUACCUGCGCCCAAAUCGCCGGAGUUAUCAUGACGCCAGCCGACUGGCCUUACGUGGUGUCUGUUACCUGCCACCGGCAUAAAAGGGCCCCUGUGAAGCCUCGGACAGCAGUUAAAGGCCAGCAGGGUCUGAACCUGGGCCAGAGGGUGAUCGGUCGCAACAGUGAUGGCUGGUACUACCACUGUACCAUCAUCGGCAUGGCAACGCAGACCUUCUACGAGGUCAACUUUGACGACGGCUCGUACUGUGACAACCUGCACCCAGAAAACAUAUUGAGUCACGACUGCCUGCGCACCGGUCCUCCUGAGGUGGGGGAGCUAAUUGUAGUCCACACGGCAGAGGGUCAGGUCGUCAACGCUUCUUUUGUGCGACAGCACACCCACAAGUUCUACCAGGUCGAGUUUCAGGACCUGAGUCAGCUGAUGCUAAAACAUUCAGAGAUCCAUCAGUUGGACCAGGAUCUACCCAAGAGGGUCCGAGCCAGACUGGCCAUACCUGUACCACAGGUGGAGGUUUCCCCGGCUGAUGGAGCUCAAGCAGCAAAACGCCCCCGUCUGCCAUCAGGCUCAGCUUCACACACUGAAACCUCCAUGGAGACGACAGAUGUAGCAGCACCAGCAGCAGAACACCACAGUAUUCAUACACUGCAGACCUCACAACCUCUGUCUCAGCUCACCGCGACAACACAUGAUGCCCAAGCCUCAACCAACGGUCUUCAAAUGGACGCUGAGACCCCCAUGGACACCAGCGUGGCCCUCACCGACGCUCUAACAGAGUCAACACUGGCGUCAGAGCCCACGUCGGUCCCGCAGACCACUCCUUUUUCAGUCGACGUUUCCUACAUGGAGAGCCUCCUCCACUCACAUUUCCCUCAGGACAGUAGCCCCGGAUCCCUGUAUUAAAAAAAAAAAAAAAAAAAAAAAAAAAGACUCCACUAGGUUAUUACUCAGCCAGUGGAGGCUGAGCCAAUAGGAAGUAAGCUAAUGGAGGUGGAUUCUACUGAGUGCUGUAUUAAUGGACAAAAACAUUUCCUCCACCGGUGCUGAGGGCUCAGCUCAGGACAGGAGCAGGAAAAGACACACAAGCACUCUUUUAAUGCAUGUUACUUUUCUAUUUUUGAGUUAAUGUAUUUGCAGUGGUACUUUAGCUUGCUCCGAAGCAGCAGCUAAAGUAGGCUUUUUUUAUUUUUAACAUUAUUAUUGUUUGUUGUGUUUCAGGCCUUUUUGGGUUUUUUUCCGCAAAGCUGCUUGUCACCUCCAUCUUAAUAGGAACACAUCUCUGGGUGGUACCAACUCCAUACCUCGUUGCAUUAAUUCAGUAACGGCACACUCCCGUUUUCUUUUGUAUAGGAAGCUAAUUACUAUGAAGACCUCUAAGCAUUGAGGCCCCCAGUGGUCUUCACUUCUUCUUCGUUCUUUUUUUAAUCAAACAACCAGCAACAAAAUGUCUAUUUUUCAAUCCGGCCACUCGUGGCUUUGAAACUGUUUGGUGGAACUUAAGUGUCACAUUGUCCUUCUCCAGGAUAUUUUCAGUGAAGUGUUGGAUUGCAAGAGGUAAAAGGGGGUGGGGGGGUUGGGGGAUCGGGGUAAAAACUGUAUUGUAGGGGGAACUCAGUAUUUAAAUGUCUUAGUCCAAUAUUGAAAUAAUUAUUUGUAAUAGAAGAAACAUGUUGAAUGCAAACACUAGUAGAUUUGUCUGCAGGAUGCAUUUUUGUGAAGAUGUGUCUCAGUAGUAAACAGAUGAGAUCUUUAUGUGUUGACAUCAUUUAACUGUCAUUUGGCAGCUCCACUUUUCACACCCAAAAACUAUCUCAGGGUUCCUACAUGUCAAAAAAAGAAUUUCACUGAACAUCCAAGUCUUCACACAGUCGAGAAGUACAGAACAGUCAUAAUUGGCACAUGAAUAUAUCCGUUGUUUAUAUUGUCAUAUUGCUCUUGCUAACAGUCUGUCCACUAUAAUAAGUGAUAUCUUUGUUUACUGUCACUUUUCUACGGCUAGCACAUGAACUGGCCGAAACUAUGAAGUCAAUUUAAAGGAUCAAAGUCUGAUUAUUCGAAAAAAGUAAAUAUGUAUAUGUAGGAACCCUAAAAUCUGGAAAUAUUUUGUACCAUUCUUGGUUUAAAUUGUAUGUUUAAGUCAAUAUUGUAUAACAAUGUCUGUUUUUUCUAUUCCUGUAUACUUUAUAUGUUCGUUUUCUGAAUUGAAUUCACAAACUUGGCUGAUUUAAAAUAUUAACUUUAUUUUUUAAAGAUUUUCACAGGACUAUUACUCAGUUUGUACUGGUAAAUGCAUUUUCUUUUCUUUGGUAUGGCCAUGUUGUGCUUCAGAGGUGCUACAGAGACUUUAAACUACUGAUGGACUGGACUUACUUUCCCAACACUGUCACCUUGUACAUACCGCAGGCCAUGUGUAUUGUGAUUCAAAUUUGUAAAUGUCACAGAUAUCUUUCUUUUUCUUUUCUUUAUUUCUGUCACCUUAAACUGAAAUGAUGGGACACAUCUGUGUUCCUGUAUUCAAAUGAUAUCCAUCAAGAAAAUCUUAUUUCAUAGGGAUUAAAGUGGGUUGCUAGUC